AAUCAUUGUGAACCCAUGUCCACACAGUGGAGUAAUUUCGCGGCGCAUUAUUAUUGGCAAUGCCACACUGUUGCUCUCACUAGGAAUCGAAUGGCCGAGCGUCUCCUUCUCCCAUCAUCAAUGUCUUCUCUUGGUAGCGCCGCCUCCUCUCGCCUUCUCCCUUUGGCCACCAAAGCCAGGAUUUCUCUCUCUACUCCAUCUCCUCCCUCCUUUCUCUCCUCCUCCUCCUCUUCUUCUUCUCUCAAAUGUCUCCGAUCAUCUCCCCUUCUCUCUCAUCUCUUCCUUCGCCAGAGAAGGUCGCCGUUUCCUGGGGCUACUGGCAGUUACAACACAGUGGCCUCUCCGAAGGGCUUUGCUUCCGAUCCCGAUCAACUCAAGGCUGCUAGAGAUGAUAUCAAGGACCUUCUCAAAACUGCCUUCUGCCAUCCCAUCAUGGUGCGUCUGGGAUGGCAUGAUGCAGGUACUUAUAAUAAGGACAUUGAGGAAUGGCCGCAAAGAGGGGGAGCUAAUGGAAGUCUUAGGUUUGAAGUUGAACUGAAACAUGCAGCCAAUGCCGGUCUUUUGAAUGCACUGAAACUUCUCCAGCCUAUCAAAGAGAAAUAUUCUGGUGUGACAUAUGCAGAUUUAUUUCAGUUGGCUAGUGCUACUGCAAUCGAGGAGGCUGGCGGCCCUAAAAUCCCUAUGAAGUACGGAAGAGUGGAUGUGUCAGCUCCUGAGCAAUGUCCAGAAGAAGGAAGGCUUCCGGAUGCUGGGCCCCCUACUCCUGCUUCUCAUCUGCGUGAUGUUUUCUACAGGAUGGGAUUGGAUGACAAGGAAAUAGUUGCACUCUCAGGUGCGCACACACUGGGAAGGUCCAGACCAGAACGCAGUGGUUGGGGAAAGCAGGAGACCAAGUACACGAAAGACGGACCAGGAGCACCAGGAGGGCAGUCUUGGACAGUACAAUGGCUGAAGUUUGAUAAUUCUUACUUCAAGGAUAUUAAAGAAAAAAGGGAUGAAGAUUUACUAGUUUUGCCUACUGAUGCUGUUAUUUUUGAAGAUCCAUCGUUUAAGGUAUAUGCUGAGAAAUAUGCUGAAGAUAUGGAUGCAUUUUUCAAGGACUAUGCCGAGGCCCAUGCUAAUCUUAGCAAUCUUGGAGCCAAAUUUGACCCUCCUGAGGGAAUCUCAAUAGAUGAUGGCACUGCGAAAGCUGCACCAGAGAAGUUUGUUGCUGCCAAGUACUCUUCUGGGAAGGAUUAAAAAUACCAGUGUCUUGUUUUCUUCCGCCGUUUGUUUUAAUAACACAAGAUGAAGAUAUUAUCAAAUCGUGUGAACUGACAUCUAAAACUUGGAAGUCUAAAUGAAGGUGAGGAUUGAAUUUAAACUCAAUAGUGUUGCCUAUAUGAAUUGCAGAGAGAGCUAUCAGAAGCUAUGAAGCAAAAGAUUCGGGCAGAGUAUGAAGGAUUUGGGGGAAGCCCAGAUAAGCCUCUCCAAUCAAACUAUUUCCUGAAUAUCAUGAUUGGGGUUGCGGUUCUGGCAUUUUUGGCAUCUCUUGUAGCGAUGUAAUCUUUUUGUGUGUGUAGGCGUGGAUAUAUUUCUCAAAAUGAAUUGCUAAAUGUUUCAGCUCAUUCAGCAGUUUGUAGUA
Molecule: messenger RNA, 1624 nt
Organism: Rhododendron vialii
Lineage: Eukaryota; Viridiplantae; Streptophyta; Magnoliopsida; Ericales; Ericaceae
Product: probable L-ascorbate peroxidase 6, chloroplastic/mitochondrial
Exons: 12
Coding region: 16-1239 (407 amino acids)
Biological process (GO): cellular response to oxidative stress; hydrogen peroxide catabolic process; response to reactive oxygen species
Molecular function (GO): peroxidase activity; heme binding
Source: RefSeq, a predicted model, not a curated record